Molecule: messenger RNA, 843 nt
Organism: Parastagonospora nodorum SN15
Lineage: Eukaryota; Fungi; Ascomycota; Dothideomycetes; Pleosporales; Phaeosphaeriaceae
Exons: 2
Coding region: 1-843 (280 amino acids)
Source: RefSeq, a predicted model, not a curated record
AUGAGCAGUGACAACCUCACUUCAAAAUAUGCACCAAAGACUCCAGCUGAGUCACUAGCACAGUCGCGUGCGGAGAAACUGAGGCAAGAGAAGGACAAUUCGACCAGGCUGUUCGGCCGUCUGCGGUGGAAAGCAGAAAUGCUCAUGGUGUCUUACUACAAAGCUCUUGAGAUUGUACGGGCAGCUAGUUCGAGCACAGAUCCAAUAAGUGUUAGUCAUCACCAUGUCUCCAAGAAUGCUCAACGCGAGGCUGACAUUAUGAAGAAGCAAGCCGAAACCAUGUUCAAGGUCGACUUCUUCGAGUUCUACACCUUGCUCGAGCGAUAUAUCACCACCUGUCUCUCUAUUGUUGGCGUCAAAGUCUCCGGCGCCGCGCCUCAGACAAACAUCAACGCCCUUCGAUACAUCACGAACCCCGAUCUUCACAGGUCACGGCCGCUCGCUUCGCAUGCGUUCCACGCGAACCUACUCGAUGCUCUAGACGACGAGAACUGCCCACUACAUGCUUCUUUUGGCGUACAUGACGUGCGUGUCGAGCUAGGUCUUGCAAAGGACUUCAGAAAUGCCUGGAAGGACGCUGAUGGGCGAAUCAUCGCAUCCAAGUGGGAUGACGAUGCCUCUCGCAAGAAGAACAUCACUCUGCACGACUCACAGCUGGAGACCAUGCUUCGGGCCCUUCUUGUAGGUUGCGACCAUGCGCAUGGUGUUGUGCAACAGUUUUCUGGUGCCCCGCUCAAUGGCUUUUCGAGCAGAGACUUUGAGCCUCAACCACAGAGCUACAAUACCACAAGCUCGGACGAUACACCACUGGAGUAUAUGGACGACGCCAUGGAGCUUGACUAA